Messenger RNA from Clupea harengus (Atlantic herring), 1177 nucleotides. It is a transcript of the gene tmem86b, whose product is annotated as transmembrane protein 86B. The record is from RefSeq and is a predicted model, not a curated record. NCBI's taxonomy places the organism in Eukaryota, Metazoa, Chordata, Actinopteri, Clupeiformes, Clupeidae. Gene Ontology annotation, cellular component: membrane. Gene Ontology annotation, molecular function: hydrolase activity.
ACUGGACGGCACUCACUGACAUUGCUGCUGCUGCUUUACAAGGUGAACACAGCGGCGCACACUCCAGGCUCGGAUUCUGAAUACUGUGUGUGUGUCUGUGAGUGUGUGCAAGCGUGUUUGAAAGAGAGGGAGAGAUGGAUAUUUUGGAGACACAUGCCUACGAUAGCAGACUGCGCAGAAAUGCGUCCUGUGUUCUGUUUCUUGGCCUCCUCCCGUUCUUCCUCUCCGCGGCAGCCUACCUCCAGCUGUGGCUGCCCGACCCUUCCCCCUCGGUGGUGUCAGCUGCAGCGAAGUCUGCGCCCGUGAUCUAUCUGGCCCUGGUGGUGCUGUACCGCAACGGACUGGGGAGCCUGGUGGGCGUGGCCGGAGGGCUGCUCUUCUCAGCCGGCGGAGACAUAUGUCUUAUAUGGCCUGAGCUCUUUCUCCAUGGCAUGGGUUCUUUCGCGGUGGCCCACCUGCUCUACUCCCUGUGCUUCCUCUCAGAGCGUUACACCUACUUGUCCUCCUCCUCCUCCUUGUUCUAUGUCCUCUACCUCCUGCUGUUGCUGCUGGUGGGAGGUGUGUAUGCUAACCUGCUGCCGUACCUCCAGAAUGUUCCGGACGCCGGCAUCAUCACCCCCGCUGUGGGGGUGUACGUGCUCCUGAUCGUCGUCAUGGCAAUGCUGGCCCUGCGGACACGCCGACCCCUCACCCUGAUGGGCAGUCUGGUCUUCAUGAUCUCGGACCUCUGCCUGGCGCUGCAGCACUUUGGUGUCAUACCGCCCCAAGAGUAUGGCCAGCACGUCGUCAUGGUGACCUACUACUUGGCCCAGCUGCUGAUCGCCAUUGGUGAUGUGAGAGCAAAGGAGAACGACGAAUUCAGGAAGUGGAAGAGGUCAUGAGUGCUGACCCUGCCAUACAUGGUGUAAGAGAAUGUAUUCUCUAUUGUAUGUAUGUGUGUGUGUGUGUCUUUGCGUGAGAGAGAGAGAAAAAGUCAUAGUGACAAUAUUAACACGAGCAUGUACUGUAGUAAAUGCAUAAGGGCCUAGCUCAGAUCAGAUGGCUAAGAAACGAAACUGACAAUAAAUUCUGUUCUUUCCUUUAAUAGUGUGACAAAAAAAGGUCAGAAUGAAAGCUGUGAACUGAAACACGGACAACUGUGUAUGCCUUUUCAAAAAUAAAACUGUACAUCUUUUCA